Molecule: messenger RNA, 1539 nt
Organism: Hirsutella rhossiliensis
Lineage: Eukaryota; Fungi; Ascomycota; Sordariomycetes; Hypocreales; Ophiocordycipitaceae
Product: pyridine nucleotide-disulfide oxidoreductase domain-containing protein
Exons: 3
Coding region: 1-1539 (512 amino acids)
Source: RefSeq, a predicted model, not a curated record
AUGACGUCCAAGUCGCAGCUCGCCAACCCGCUGCUCAGCCCGCUGCUCUUCCUCUACCAAGUCAUCCAAUGGCUGCUGGACAAGGCCCUGUCGCCGAGCCCGCCCCGGCCCAACGGCCAGCUGCGGAGGCCCCGCAUCGCCAUCAUCGGCGCCGGCAUCACGGGUGUCACGGCCGCGUCGCACAUCUGCGGGCACGGGUACGAUGUCGUGCUGUUCGAGGCCGGCUCCGAGGAGCAGCUGGGGGGGAUCUGGAGCAGAGUCAACGACACGUCCGGCCUGCAGAUCCACUCCUUGAUGUAUCGGUUCCAUCCAUCGGUCAAGUGGGAGCAGGGCUACCCCAACCGCAAUCAGAUCCUCGGCCAGGUGCGCCAGCUCUGGAAGCGCUACGGGCUGCAGAACAAGACGCGCUUCAACUUCAAGGUCGACAGGGUCUACCAGGACGACGCCGGCCGCUGGGUCAUCAACGACCCGUCCCACGGCCACUUUGAGGGCCUCAUCGCCGCCGUCGGCACCUGCGGCGAGCCCAACAUGCCCUACAUCCCCGACGUGGACAAGUUCCGCGGGCCCGUCUUGCACUCGAGCGAGCUGACCGGAAAAGACGCCAAGGGCAAAAAGGUGGUGGUCAUCGGCGGCGGCGCCUCGGCCAUAGAGGCCUUCGAGUGGGCGCACGCCGCAGACGCCGCCCACGUCUCGGUCCUCUCGCGCUCCGACAAGUGGAUCAUCCCGCGCGACAUCAUUGUCAACACGCUGCUGAGCUUCAACAUCUUCGGCCAGGAGACGAGCCUGUCCUUCAUCCCCGAGUUCCUGCUGCGCCGCUUCUUCUACAAGGACCUCGACUACCUCGCCCCCGCCGACAAGGGCCUCUUCACCGACACCCCCAUGGUCAACUCGGACAUCAUGACCAAGCUGCGCGACGGCUCGGCCGAAUGGGUCCGCUGCGACAUCGAGGGCUUCACCGACGCCGCCGUCGUCGUCAACCGCCGCGCAAAGGGCGUCCCCAAGGGCGGGCCGGGCCACCGCGAGACCAUCGACGCAGACGUCGUCGUCAUGGCCACGGGCUUCAAGCGGCCCUCGCUGUCCUUCCUGCCGGACGACUGCUUCGUCGAGCCCUACCAGAGCCCCAACUGGUACCUGCAGACGUUCCCGCCCCAGCACCCGUCGCUCUCGGCCAUCAACUGCACGUACCUGGCCGGCAUCGGCAGCGUCGGCAACUGGCACAUUGGCAUCUACACGCGCAUCCUGCUCAUGUUCGUCAUCGACCCGCUGACGCGCCCGAGCCCCUUUUGGAUGAAGCGCUGGAUCGACAUGACGCGCUUCCUCAAGCGCAACAGCCCCAUUGGCGCCUUUGACUUCUUCACCUACCUCGAGCUGCUCUGGUGGUUCGCCUUUUGCGUCGCCAUCAACCCGUUCCGCUGGAAGUGGGCCGUCUUUGUCCUCUUUGGCGUGGGCUUGUCGUGGCCCCAGGCGUUUGUGAGGCAAGAGGAGAAGCUCCUGAAUGGAGAGGGGUACCGGCGAAGAGACCAGGGAUCGAGCUUCUGA